Molecule: messenger RNA, 192 nt
Organism: Laccaria bicolor S238N-H82
Lineage: Eukaryota; Fungi; Basidiomycota; Agaricomycetes; Agaricales; Hydnangiaceae
Exons: 2
Molecular function (GO): protein heterodimerization activity
Source: RefSeq, a predicted model, not a curated record
UUCUAUAAGGAGACUUGUGGUGUCUGGAAGAUUUUUCUUGAAAUGUGUGUUAUUCAUGACUCAGUAACACACACAGAGCAUGCGAAGCGAACGACAGUGACAGCGCUCAAUGUUGUUUGCACACCAAGGCGUUCAGGUGCACGCUACAUGAUUUUGGUGCAUCAGCUUGUUUACAUUGGAUCCUUGUUGUAA